Molecule: messenger RNA, 3435 nt
Organism: Triticum turgidum subsp. durum (durum wheat)
Lineage: Eukaryota; Viridiplantae; Streptophyta; Magnoliopsida; Poales; Poaceae
Source: the annotation of a GenBank genome assembly
AUGGCGACAGCGUUGUCGGCGCCCGUCUCCACGGCGACGGUGCGAGUUUUCAAUAUCCCGCCCUCCGCCGUCGCUAAGGAGCUCCUAGCCUUCUUCAAUUCCGCCGUCGUCGCCGCCGGCGAAGCGUACGCCUGCGAGAUCGCCGCCGCCCGACGCGGCUGGCUAAGCCGAGGCAAUGGCAGCGUUCAGUUCGAUUCCACCGCCACCGCAACCCUCGCCGCCGAACUCGUCUCCUCCGGGCGCCUACCCCGCUUCCUCGGCUCCCUCCUCUCCGUCUCCCCUGCCCCCUCGGACCUUCUUCCCCGCGCGCCGGACCUUUCUCUCCGCGUGGCCGACGCCCGCCUCCUUGUAGGCAACCGCGUCGCCGAGCGCGAAUUCGAGGCGGCUGACUCUUGGGACAGCGUGCGCGUGGAGGUCAUCCCGGGGAAGCGUCGCAUAGACCUGUACCUGAAUCACGAUUCCAAGAUGUACAAGCUUGAGGUGUUCUUCGAGGACAUCAGGAACUGCUACCAGUGCAGCUUCGAUGGGGCCGGCGCCAUCUUGCUUCAGAGAACGGAAAUACAACCAGUUCAAGCGAGAAGGACAGGAGGAGGGAAAGAGCUCAUGUAUGCACCAAGAAUAUACACAACAAUUUCUGGGCCUGCAGUUUAUUCAAGGUUCUCAGAUGACCGCUUUCAUGCAUGCAAGGAGGAUGUGAAGUUUACCUGGGUCAGAGCACUAGAUUUUACACCUAACCACUCUUUUGGGAAGUGUUCAACUAUUGCCCUCGUGCUCGAUGAAGGUGCACCGGUGUCAUUUAUUCUCAACAGCUUACCUUUCUCAGGAGAGUUAGGGGAAUUGGUCAUUUCUUCAAUGGAAUUUUUUGGCCCGUCGUCCAAAGUCGUUCCCCUUGUUGACUGCCCAAGUGGUUGUUCAGUGUCGUAUGAAGUUCUUUUUCGUCUCAAUUCUCUUGUUCACAUGGGGAAGAUAGUUGCCAAACAUGUUAAUGCUGAUCUGUUUAAAGCUCUUGAAGAAAUACCAGUUCAUAUUUCAACGAGGAUUUUUGAGAAAAUGAGCAAGUUAGAGUUUACAUGCUAUGGACCUUUGCAAUUCAUCCAGCAGGAGGCUCAGAGCAGGAAUAGGAGCCACAAUGCUUUGCUUUCCAGUAAGACUGAAGGUGAAGGAAAGUUAAUGAUGUGUUACAGAAUUCACAUCACUCCAUCCAAAAUAUACUGCUUGGGACCUGAGGAAGAAGUUUCAAAUUAUGUGGUUAAGCAUCACAAACAGUAUGCUUCUGACUUUGCUAGAGUUACUUUUGUCGACGAAGACUGGAGUAAGCUUUUUCCAGAUGCUAUCUCAGCUAGAACUGGACGAGGGUUCUUUUCUCAACCCUUGAAAACUGGCCUAUAUUAUCAUAUUUUAUCCAUCCUGAAAGAAGGAUUUUGCAUUGGUCCAAAGAAGUAUGAAUUCCUGGCCUUCUCAGCAAGUCAACUUCGUGGAAGUUCUGUUUGGAUGUUUGCCUCUAAUGAUUCCCUGAAGGCCGAGGAUAUAAGAAGGUGGAUGGGCAACUUUGAAGAAAUUCGAUCAGUAUCUAAGUGUGCGGCUAGAAUGGGACAGCUGUUCAGCUCCUCCAGACAAACACUUGAAAUCCUACCACGGGAUGUAGAAGAGAUUCCAGAUAUUGAAGUCACAACUGAUGGCACUAAAUACAUAUUUUCUGAUGGUAUCGGGAAGAUCUCUGAGAGAUUUGCUAAAGAAAUGGCUUGCCGAAUUGGAUUAGACUAUACUAACCCUCCUUCAGCUUUUCAAAUAAGGUAUGGUGGCUACAAAGGAGUUGUUGCUGUCGACCCUGAUUCCUUUCGUAAUCUUUCUCUGCGACCUAGUAUGAAGAAAUUCGAAUCAAAGAGCAGAAUGUUUAACAUUACAAGUACCAGCAAAUCCCAACCAUGCUAUAUGAAUCGUGAAAUUAUCUCUCUCCUUUCAACUUUGGGGAUAAGAGAUGAGAUAUUUGAGUUGAUGCAACAAGAUGAUAUGCGUGAAUUAGAUGAAAUGCUGACCAACAGAGAAGCUGCUCUCUCUGUUCUGGGGAAAAUUGGUAGUGCAGAAACGAAGACAGCAUCGAAAAUUUUACUGCAAGGUUAUGAACCAAGUUUAGAGCCUUACCUGUUGAUGAUUCUUAAGGCCCAUCAGGAUAAUAGGCUGACUGACAUAAGAACUAGAUGUAAGAUUCAUGUUCCGAAAGGCCGUGUUCUUAUUGGUUGUUUGGACGAAACAGGUGAAUUAGAAUAUGGUCAAGUGUACAUCAGAAUUUCAAAGAACAGCAAAGAGCAGAAGGAUAAUUGUCAACCGUAUUUUUCUGAAGAUAAUGGGACAGAGAAAACAGCAGUUGUUGUUGGAAGAGUUGCAGUAUCGAAAAAUCCUUGUCUCCAUCCUGGUGACAUCAGAGUACUUGAAGCUGUCUAUGACCAUGGAUUGUACGCUAAGAACCUGGUUGAUUGUGUUGUCUUCCCUCAAAGAGGAGAAAGGCCUCAUCCAAAUGAAUGCUCCGGGGGCGAUUUGGACGGUGACCUCUAUUUUAUCACUUGGGACGAGAAACUGAUUCCAGAGAAGGUUGAUUCACCUAUGGACUAUACUGCAGCAAGGCCACGCAUAAUGGAUCAUGUUGUUACACUUGAGGAAAUUCAGAAGUACUUUGUAGAUUACAUGAUAAAUGACUCGCUCGGGGCAAUCUCAACUGCUCACUUGGUCCACGCGGAUCGUCAUCCAAUGAAAGCCCGGAGCCCUGAGUGCCUCCAGCUAGCUGCUUUGCAUUCGAUGGCGGUCGACUUUGCCAAGUCAGGAGCUCCAGCUGAAAUGCCGCGGUCACUGAGACCAAAGGAGUACCCCGACUUCAUGGAACGGUGGGACAAACCAACGUACAUCUCCGACGGAGCUCUCGGCAAGCUCUACCGAGCGGCUGCGAGCCGUAUGCAGAGCGCUCCUGCCACCUCGUCCUCGGCUCAACCGAGCCCCGCGUUUGAUCCCGACCUGGAGGUCCCUGGCUUCGAGGAAUUCCUGGCAUCCGCAGAGGAGUGCUAUGACCUGUACGUGGAGAAGCUGAGCACCCUGAUGGUCUACUACGGCACGGAGCACGAGGACGAGAUCCUGACUGGCAACAUCCGGAACAGGCUCCUGUACUUGAAGAAGGACAACAAGAGGUACUUCGAGAUGAAGGACCGCAUCAUCGACUCUGUCGAGGGCCUGCACAAGGAGGUGCGGGGUUGGUUCAUGAGCUGCCCGAAGGCGGAGGCGGCGAGGAGGGCCUCGGCGUGGUACCGGGUGACCUAUCACCCGGACCACCGCCGGCCUGGAAAGAAGCAGUUCUGGAGCUUCCCGUGGAUCGUCUGCGACGAGCUGCUGAAGAUCAAGGAGUCCAAUAAGCGGCGCAGGCAGCAGGUGGACGACGCGGCGGCCUGA